Molecule: messenger RNA, 1734 nt
Organism: Phymastichus coffea
Lineage: Eukaryota; Metazoa; Arthropoda; Insecta; Hymenoptera; Eulophidae
Product: glutamic acid-rich protein-like
Exons: 2
Coding region: 395-1366 (323 amino acids)
Source: RefSeq, a predicted model, not a curated record
UAGUACGCGUACGGAAGAUCGGAUGAGGGGCCAGCGCGUCGUCAAGCAGCUAGGCGAGUUUGGCAAAGAGCAUACCCGCGGAGAGGUAAUCAGUCUGAACUCCGAGGACCGCUUGGAGUGCAUAAAAUUGAAGAAGUGGCAAUUAGGAAAGUUGAGCGUUCCGAGGGCCUCCCCUCGAGCUCGUCAAGAAGCGCAAGUAAUCGGUAAACUGUCGCAAAUUUCCCUAAGAAUCCCGCCUCCGAGUAGUCAAUCCAACAACGCUUCGGAGGAAAAACCCGCGAGUAUAAAAGGUUGGCAGCACAGGUUACUCGGUCUUCAGUAGAAUCGGUGGCAGUCGUUGGCGAGUCUCGGCUAGGUACGCAAACUGACGGUGUCCAGUGCAACUCGAGCAACGAUGCCGGAUCCAUACCAGGUGCAGCUCGAGGAGCAGAUAUAUCCGCAGUUGGAAGAGAAGUCUAGAAACAUAACGAAUUCAGUCGAAGAGUUGCGCCAUAAUGUGAGACGAUUAAAAAUGCUGACGAAGUUGUCCACUAUGUGUCUAAGAUCCAAGAUAAACAUGUGCGAUCAGCUGUUGAUGAACGCGAAAGAGCACGAGCUCAUGUGCAUCAGUGUCGAGAAUUGGUACAAGCAGGAGCAAAAGAAGAUAGAGCAGGCAUGGAAGGAGGAAUAUGAGAAGGAGGAGGAGAAAUAUGAAAAGGAGGAGGAGGAAUAUGAGAAGAGCGAGGAGGAAGAUGAGGAGAGCGAAGAGGAAGAUGAGGAGAGCGAAGAGGAAGAUGACGAGAGCGAAGAAGAUGACGAGAACGAAGAAGAUGACGAGAGCGAAGAGGAAAAUGACGAGAGCGAAGAGGAAAAUGACGAGAGCAAAGAGGAAGAUGACGAGAGCAAAGAGGAAUAUGAGGAGAGCGAAGAGGAAGAUGAGGAGAGCGAAGAGAAAUAUGAGAAGAAGGACCAGCAGCAGCAGCAGCAGCAGCAAGAGGCGAAACAGCAGUCGCAGAAGCAACAGUCGCAGCCGCCGCAGUGGCCUCACCAGCUGGACAUAAAUUAUGCACAGAAUCUCAUGCAGCGCGUCACCAAGGAAAUCACGCUCUACCGCGAGGCCAUGGUUGACUGGAACCCGCCCAUCUUCCACAACUUGCCCAACGCGAGCGAGAGGUCGAACAACUGUCCGCUUGUAGACUGGGCUCUCAAAUACUCGAUGUCGCGCCUAACGAUGAUGUUGGAAAUGUCUGAGUCGGAAAAGACGCCGUCGUUCUAUGAUGAGUUGAAGCUCCACCAGAUGCGAGUCCAAAACUUAGAUAUCGACGGCAUACGCAGUCAAUGCUUGAUGAAUCGGGUCAUCAAGGAAUUGAAUCAUCUGGAGAUGUAAUUCGCGAGUAUACUCUUCGCCAAUAUAAAUCAUAUAACGAGUAUGAUUUUAUUGCGAAUUCACCUUCGUGCGGAAACCGAUAAAUGCGAUCAUUUCAGAAUUUCUGAUUGAUUUGAGUAAUAUUUGAUGAUAAUAUUUUACAUUAAAAAUUAAUCACUGUGUUUGUCAAUUGUAUUAUGAAUAAAUGUAUAAUUGACAAGUGUUUAUAUAAUUAGAAAUGAAUACUGUAGAAUUCAUGAGUAAUCCAGUAUUCUUUUAACGUUCUUAUGUUCUUAUGUUCAGUUAAUAACAAUCAAUCAAUGAGCAAAUUAAAUUAAGAGAUUAAAAUAAAAAUACUAAUUAAAUGAAGUGAAAGAGUUAUUUAUAAA